AUUGAUGGAUUGUUAUUUAUAAAAUUUAAAUGUCACAAGGACAUAAAUUGAUGUUCCGAGUGAUCGAGAUGCAAAUAUAUUUAUAUGUAUACAUAUAUUAUAAGAGAAGAAGAGUACAUGAUGAAUAGAUAAAUAGUUAUGCACACACGACAUGCGACAAGCUCAGUGCAUUAGCGAGGGACUACGAGCUUGAUCAUGCAUCGGAAGUAUCGGCAUUAACUGAAUCGCGUAUAUCCGCUCGGGUGAUUUUCUGAGAGUUAUUUGACAGACGUGUAGCUUUUUUCCAUUGUUACAGUCUCUAUAAUUUAAAAAGUUCACAUUCAAUUAAAACUUUAAUAACAAAAAUUCCAAUUACUAUUUUUAUUUUUUAUUAUUAAAUUAAAUGAUAAAAAGUAACAUUAAAAUCGUGGUUUUCCUGUUGAAGUUCUACCAUACGUAAUUUUUAUAAUCUGCAAUCUAAAAGUUUCAAUUUCAACUAUUAUAUCGGUGUUGACAAUGUACGAGUGGUCAAAAAAACACCAGGUGUUGCGUCUUAUCGCCAUUGAAAUCAUCCUGAUGGUGGUUAUGGGAUUAUUCACAAGCUACGGACCCGAGGCGGUGCCACCAACUAGUAGAUCAUCGGUUAAGGGUAACGGAGUGUCCACCUCUACGCCCAACUCCAAUAUUUUACAAAAAGACACAUCUGUCUAUCUUUAUGCUAUGUACCAAGAUGUUCACGUGAUGAUAUGGGUUGGUUUUGGCUUCUUAAUGACAUUUCUCAAACGUUAUGGACACAGUGCUGUAGGAUUAACGUUUCUCGUUGGAGCGAUACUUGUUCAAGUCGCUAUACUUUUUGAUGGAGUCGCUAACAUCGGCAAGAAUGGCAAAGUACCACUUUCUUUAACUGGACUUCUAAAUGCCGAUGUUGCUGUUGCCGCUCCACUGAUUUCAAUGGGGGCAGUUCUAGGGAAAACUACUUACAUGCAGCUAAUUGUGAUGGGAAUUAUCGAGUUGGCAAUUUUUUCUGUCAACAAAUAUAUUGGAGAACAUAUUUUUAUGGCAAUUGACGCUGGAGGAAGUAUGUUUGUUCAUGUAUUUGGUGCGUACUUUGGUUUAGCUGUCAGCUUCGCUUUUGGCAUUAAAGAAAAACCCAAGGAACAUCAUCUAGAGGGAUCAAAUUAUCAAUCUGACAUAUUCGCAAUGAUUGGUACAAUUUUUCUGUGGCUCUUUUGGCCUUCCUUUAAUAGCGCUUUAUUGCAGGGCGAUGAUCAACAGCGAGCUAUAAUAAAUACGUUGCUUGCAAUAACAGCUAGCUGCGUAGUAGCAUUUGCUACCUCAGCUUUAGUUUCGGAUGAACAUAAAUUUAACAUGGUUCAUGUACAAAAUUCGACACUGGCAGGCGGCGUUGCAAUCGGAACAGCUGCGGGAAUGAUGUGUGAACCCAUUUUAGCAUUAAUUGUGGGUGGUUUUGCGGGAAGUCUAAGCGUUUUUGGAUACAAAUAUCUCACUCCAUUGAUACAAAAAAAAUUAAAAAUCCACGAUACAUGUGGAGUCCAUAAUCUUCAUGGUAUGCCGGGAGUAGUUGCGGGAAUAUUUGGCGCUUUAAUGGCUGCAAUUGCUUCUGAAGAUAAAUACAGUGAUUCACUUUAUCAGAUGUUCCCGGCGAGAGCUCCAAGUGGAGGUGAGAGACUCAUCGAAUUAAAAGAAUUAGGAAUUGAUGCUGGAUUUGAUAGGACAGCUGGUCAUCAAGCUGCUUACCAGUUACUCGCAUUAAUCGUUACAUUAGUAGCUGCUAUUGUUUCUGGCGUAAUUACUGGUGUUAUUUUACGUAUUGAUAUUUGUGGUACAGUACCCGAAGUCAAUAAAUUUAAUGAUGCAUUUAUUUGGGAACUCGAAGAUGAAGCACAAGAAAAUAAUUCUAAAGUCGUAGAACAAGUUCCCAUGAGCCAUAUAUAAAAUAAUAUAAUCAAUAAUUAAAUAUAAUUUCAUUAUAUUCAUAUCUUCGCUAAAAAUUAGUUUGAAGAAUUUUUAAAUAACUUUGAUUAACAAUGCUAUUAACUUUAUCUUUUAUAAAUAUACAAAUUAGUUAAUUCAAGCCUAAUCAAUUUAUAUAUAUAAAUUGUUUUUUUUUUUUCGAUUUUUUUUUUUUUCAUAAAUUUUGUAAAAAAAAUUAUUUCAUGAGAGCAUGAACCACGGCCUUGGCGUUUAAUGUUUUUAAAUCGGUAUAAGUUUGACCUGUGCCAACAAAAACAAUGGGCUGGCCAGUGAUGUAAGUCAUAGAAAUAGCUGCACCAACCUGUGACAAUAAAAAUAAAUAUUAGUUAUAAAA
Cotesia glomerata is the source of this 2308-nucleotide messenger RNA. It is a transcript of the gene Rh50, whose product is annotated as ammonium transporter Rh type B. The transcript is spliced from 9 exons. The record is from RefSeq and is a predicted model, not a curated record. Gene Ontology annotation, cellular component: plasma membrane. NCBI's taxonomy places the organism in Eukaryota, Metazoa, Arthropoda, Insecta, Hymenoptera, Braconidae. Gene Ontology annotation, molecular function: ammonium channel activity. The coding region runs from base 496 to 1935 and encodes 479 amino acids. Gene Ontology annotation, biological process: ammonium transmembrane transport; ammonium homeostasis.